Molecule: messenger RNA, 4191 nt
Organism: Urocitellus parryii (Arctic ground squirrel)
Lineage: Eukaryota; Metazoa; Chordata; Mammalia; Rodentia; Sciuridae
Source: RefSeq, a predicted model, not a curated record
AUUCGGAGCAGGAUGUAGCACUGAAACUUGCCCAGGAACGAGCUGAAAUAGUUGCUAAAUAUGACCGAGGACGAGAAGGUGCAGAUAUUGAACCUUGGGAAGAUGCUGAUUACCUUGUUUACAAAGUCACGGAUAGAUUUGGCUUUUUACAUGAGGAGGAGCUCCCAUUUCAUAAUGCAGCUGUGGAACGGCAAAAGAACCUGGAAAUUGAAAGAACUACCAAAUGGCUGAAAAUGCUAAAAGGAUGGGAAAAAUACAAGAACACUGAAAAGUUUCAUAGGAGAAUUUACAAAGGAAUCCCACUCCAGCUCCGAGGUGAAGUCUGGGCUCUACUUCUGGAGAUCCCUAAAAUGAAAGAAGAAACAAAAGACCUUUAUAGUAAAUUAAAACACAGAGCACGGGGUUGUUCACCUGAUAUCAGACAAAUAGACCUUGAUGUCAACCGUACAUUCAGGGACCAUAUUAUGUUUAGAGACAGAUAUGGGGUUAAGCAACAAUCCUUAUUUCAUGUUCUUGCUGCAUAUUCUAUCUAUAAUACGGAAGUUGGGUACUGUCAGGGGAUGAGCCAGAUCACAGCUCUACUCCUCAUGUAUAUGAACGAGGAAGAUGCCUUCUGGGCCCUGGUCAAACUCUUCUCAGGCCCCAAACAUGCUAUGCAUGGCUUUUUUGUCCAAGGUUUCCCUAAACUCUUGAGGUUUCAAGAACAUCAUGAAAAAAUACUGAAUAAAUUUCUGUCCAAGCUUAAGCAACAUUUGGAUACUCAAGAAAUCUACACGAGUUUUUACACAAUGAAAUGGUUUUUUCAAUGUUUCCUUGAUCGUACUCCCUUUACUCUAAACCUCAGAAUAUGGGAUAUCUACAUCUUUGAAGGAGAACGAGUUCUUACUGCCAUGUCUUACACAAUCUUAAAAUUACACAAAAAACAUCUAAUGAAAUUAUCUAUGGAAGAACUUGUAGAAUUUCUUCAGGAGACUCUAGCAAAGGAUUUUUUCUUUGAAGAUGAUUUUGUAAUAGACCAACUUCAGAUUUCUAUGGCAGAACUAAAGCGGGCGAAAUUAGAUCUCCCAGAACCUGGUAAAGAGGAUGAAUAUCCAAAGAAACCUUUGGGGCAGCUUCCACCUGAAUGUCAUUCUACUGGCAUUAAUCACCUGAGCAAUGGACAAAGAAGUGUUGGCAGGCCCAGUCCCCAUAUAAGCAGCAGAAGAGAAAGUGGAUCAUCGCCUUCCAAAAAGCAUGAGCACUCACCCCACCAUCAGAGUAGAACUGGUACUCCAGAAAGAGUCAGGCAGCUCCGGCAGAAGUCCGUGGAUGAGGAUAGUAAAAAUCUUAAUGAGGCAGCUUUUCAAAGAAAACUUGCAUCAGGUCCACAAGACAAUUCCGAGCAGUAUAACCAUGCAGCUGCUAACCAAAAUAGYAAUGCUACUUCAAAUAUCAGAAAGGAAUUUAUGCCCAAAUGGAAUAAACCCUCAGAUACUUCAGCUAUUGAAAGGACUGCCAAAUAUGCCAUUGAAGGUAGAUCGGUGCACCCUACACUUGGAGUCACCAUCCCAAAUUCUACUGAUCCUCGGAUAUCAAACACAAGGCAAAAGAUGAAGGUUUUGGAUGCUGAUGAUGGGAAGCGAGGCUCCAAUGCAUCCCAGUAUGAUAACGUACCUGGGGGUGAGAAUGAAAAUGGAACUUCUGCUGAAGAAGCACUAGAAAGGGCUUACUCUCACAGUCCAAGGAACAUUGUUUACUCUAACAGUCCACGAAAGCAUGUUGAGCCAGGUUCUAGUCCAUCAAAAGUAUCCAACAAGUUUACUUUUAAAGUACAGCCUCCAGGCUAUACAAGACAUCAAUCCCAGUUAGAAGGGGAAGAUCGAGGGACUGUGCACCCACCUUCCUAUAGCAACCCCCCUGUUUACCACGGAAAUUCUCCAAGACACAUCCCCACUGCUAACAGCAGCUUUGUACCUCCACAGAUCAGCCCUGGGACUCAAAUUCAUCCUUCCCGAAGACCUUUMGGUUCUACUCUGUCAGUUGAUAUUUCUCCAGAGAAAUCUUACAGCCGCCCAACACCUCUUGUACUACCAUCCAGUCGAAUAGAAGUCCUUCCUGUUGAUAUUGGUGCUGGGGGAUACUCAGGCAAUUCAGGGUCACCAAAGAAUGGAAAAUUCAUUAUUCCUCCAGUGGAUUAUUUGCCAGAUAACAGAAAAUGGUCAGAAAUUAGUUAUACAUACAGACCUGAGAUGCACGGACAAUCAUGGACCCGAGAUGCUAACCGUAGCCACUUAAGCAAUUUACCAAAAUAUUCAGCCUUUCAACAUGUACCCUUUCAAGACCAUAAUCUCCCAGCAGUUUCAGUAGAUAGUCCAGUGCGGUAUAAAACUUCACCAGCUGUAGAAGAUGCCAGUUCAGCUGGGUAUCAGUAUGCAGGGCCUUCACCUCCAGCAUAUCACUACAGAAAGCGGGAGGGGCUUUCUGUUCAAGAAUCAGUAUUGCUGUGAGAAUAUAUGUAUACUUGGAAAAAGACAAGAGAAUAGAAACCAUACGAAACCUGCAUUGCUAUGUUUGUAAUUGCCAAAGCAGUAUUUUAUACUCUUGGAAACAACUCGCAGAAUUCUGAUGUAUAUUAGUAAUAAGAAUAUGUAGAAGUUUUCAUCCUCCAUGUAGAUGCUGCUUAAGAUGAGCAUUUUAAAUUGCAUCAUCACUGAACCUGUUAAAGAAUUUAACCUGGAAACAUAGCRAUAGCAUUUAGGGGUACACGCACAAUAAUGAUCCUUUACUCACUUUCAUUUAUAUCUUUCUCCAAAAACUGAACAUUUUUAUUCUUUUGGCCCAUUCUGUUUUAGCUAAUGUAAGCAAACCACUGAGAAACCCUAGAACAGAUGUUUUUUUAAGGCUAAAUAUGUCUUUUAAUAGGUAUUAUAGACACCUAUACAUACAUAUUUGAAUACAGACCUGAAGAAAAAAAAACUUUUUUAAAAAUGAAUUUUAAUCUAGAUCCAUAGUAUAAUAUGAUUUUUUUUUCUUGUCUUUUAGUCUAGUUCUACCACCCUCCCCCCAUGUUUUUAACCUGGGACCUAAACUGACAAAAUUAGAGUUUUCUCUGACUUUGUUAAKAUAGUAUCUCACAGAAUGCUCAUUGUUAUCCUUCAAUGGCUGCCAUUUUCUUUCAAUCUGAAAAUUAAAGACAUGGGAGAGAAAGGCUGACCACUUACUGGUGCUUAAAAAUUGGAGCAGGUAGGUAAGUUUAUGGCCAAAGGCACAGUGCUCCUUGUAUCCAUUUCCCCCAGAUCAUUCUUAAGUGCUUUUUUGCACCUGGCUCUGCUCUUUCUUUUGCAACACUCAGAGCAUACUGUUCCUUGCCAGAUACCAGGAAUGCUAUAGGAGAAGUUGCAACUUAGUGACCAUGCAGCACUGGAGGAGCAAGGUGAAAGGCCUUUGAAGUUCWUUUGAAAGAAGUAAUAAUGGUCUGGUUACUUCUCAAUUCUGACUCUUAAAUUCUUGCAGGGCCUCACCUUGAAGGGCCCAAGGCAGUUGUUUACAUGAUCAUUUUCUGACAUUUUCUUUAAAGAAUGUAAUCAAUGGAUAUUGCUGCAGUUAUCAGGCCAUUAUGUUAUUCAUAUUAAAAUUGUAAAAAAGAUGAUUCUAACUAUUAAUAGGCAUCUCAGAUCUUGAUCUUUUUAAAAAAUAUAGUGUGACUUUCAAACUUUCAAAACUAUUUUUUCUUUUUCUGUGAAAAAAAUUCAGGUUCAUGGUUUAAAACAAUCAGUGAUAUCUUUAAAAAUAUUCUAUUACACUACAAUUACCGAAAACUGACAAAAUUUUGGGCACUCCAAGAAAAUAGAACUUUGUUUUUAAUUGGAGUACUUGUUUUCAACAUUAUUGUGCUCAUAUUAGAAAACAAAAAGUUAGAAAGUCUAACAUAGAUGGCUCUUCCUGUUGCAGGUUGGGGCUUUAAGCUUUUGAGGUACAAAAGUGUGUCUUAAAAUGCAAAUAACAUUUGUUUAGCUAGUGAAUGUGACAAUAUUUUUAUGUAUAUAAUGAGUCUAAUGUAAUUUUAAUCAACUUGGUAAUGAUGUUUUUAAAUGGCAAAACAAAUGCAGUGUAUUAAAGCUGAACACUACACUGAAGCUCAAACUCCUGAUAAAAUAACAGGUUCUUGAUUUAGAUCAUGUGGAAGCUGAGAAAUAAAUGUGUAUAAAAAUG